This is a messenger RNA of Castor canadensis (American beaver), 7370 nucleotides long. The record is from RefSeq and is a predicted model, not a curated record. NCBI's taxonomy places the organism in Eukaryota, Metazoa, Chordata, Mammalia, Rodentia, Castoridae.
ACGAGAGGUUUCGUGAGGUGGACAGACCUUACAGCAAGAAGACUCCACUUGACCAUAGACAUGACUUUUUUUUCCCCUCUCUGUGCAGAUGCAUAAUUGGCUCUCCUGGGACCCUCGUGGUAUGCUAGUGUCCAGAACAUACUAAGGCAUGGCGGAGAAGAUGCCCUUGCCACCUGCAGGCUUGGGCUUCAGGCUACUGGCUGCUUUGCCCUGCUGAGCCUCUGGGUCCAGAGCUCCGGACAGCACCUGCUUGACCUGCUUGGCUGAGGUUACCCUGGAUCACUGUCAGCAAUGGUGAAGAACUGGAUUCCACAGGCUCACAACCUUCGAAUCCGGUUUCAGGGGCCAGCAUCCUUCAUCCUAGGACUGGCAGCCCUGAACAAUGGCUGAGGGCCAGAGAACCCCAUAGAAUCGCACCACAGCUUCUGGGGCCAGCAGACUCCAGUGCCUGUGGACUAUGACCACCUAUCGGCCCCUUCCCAAUGAUGGUGUGGACCUGGCACCAAGCUGUGGGGCCAGGGGCGCUGAUGUCCUCCCUGGGCCACACACAGGGGACUACACUCCCAUGGGCUUCUGGGCCCAGAACGGCAGCAUGGCCCAGCCUCUUGGUGAGAGCCCGGUCACCACCACCGCCACCACCACUCGCCCCAGCCCCACCACCCCUGCCAUGCCCAAGAUGGGCGUGCGUGCACGUGUGGCCGACUGGCCACCCAAGCGAGAGGCCCUAAGAGAGCAGAGCAACCCGAGCCCCUCACAGGACGCAGAUGGUGCCAAGGCCACCAAGAUGGCCCAUUCCUUGAGGAGCAUGCAGAACGGACAGCCCCCCGCCAGCAUCCCGGCUGCCUCAGGGUCCAAAGCCUUUCACCGACUGUCCAGGAGAAGGUCCAAAGAUGUGGAAUUCCAAGACGGGUGGCCGCGGUCCCCGGGCCGGGCCUUCCUCCCGCUGCGGCAUCGGAGCAGCAGCGAGAUUACCCUGAGCGAGUGUGACGCUGAGGACCCGGCGGAGCCCCGGGGCGCGCGGCUGGCGGGGGCGCUGCCGCUCUUCCGCGAGUAUGGCAGCACAUCCUCCAUCGACGUGCAGGCAGUGCCUGAGCAGAGCUUCUUUGACAUCCUCAAUGAGUUCCGCAGCGAGCAGCCCGACGCGCCGGGCUCCUGCAGCCUCAACGAGCUCCUGCGACCUGAGCCGGGCUCGCACCUGCCUGGGGGCGGCCGUGGAGCCAAGUGUGAUCCCCGGCGUGGGCAGCCGUCCCAGGAUGGCCUCCUGCCACUGCAGCCUCUGAAGGACAAGGACAAGGGCCGCAAGAAGGGCGGGCGCGGCACAGGCAUGGACGCUGUAGACGCGUCCAUCUUCCGGAAGCUGCGCGGCGGGAAGGCCGAGGGGGAGGUGGGCCGGGCGCCCGGAGAGGGCGAGGAGGGCCGCACUGCGCCCGAGCCCGGUCGCCCAUGGGUGUGUCAGAAGAGCUUCGCCCACUUCGAUGUGCAGAGCAUGCUGUUCGACCUCAACGAGGCGGCUGCCAACAGGGGCUCCGUGGCCCAGCGGCGCAACACCACCACCGGGGCCUCGGCCGCCUCUGCCGCCUCGGCCAUGGCGUCGCUCACCACAUCGCGGGCCCACAGUCUGGGCGGCCUGGACCCCGCCUUCACCAGCACGGAGGAUCUGAACUGCAAGGAGAACCUGGAGCAGGACCUUGGCGACGACAACAGCAAUGAGCUGCUGCUCAGCUGCCCGCACUUCCGCAACGAGAUCGGUGGGGAGCGCGAGCGCAACGUGAGCUUCUCCCGGGCCUCGGCUGGCUCCCCAGGCGGUGGCGGUGGCGGUGGUGGUGGUGGUGGCGACGCGCCCCUGGCUGAGCCCACGCUCAGCGCACUCCGCACCAACGCCAGCAUCUCGGUGCUGGAGGUGCCCAAGGAACAGCAGAGGACGCAGAGCCGGCCGCGGCAGUACCACAUCGAGCACGUGGACCUGGGCGCCCGCUACUACCAGGACUACUUCGUGGGCAAAGAGCAUGCCAAUUACUUCGGUGUGGACGAGAAGCUGGGGCCAGUGGCCGUGAGCAUCAAGCGGGAGAAGCUGGAAGACCACAAGGACCAUGGACCUCAGUACCAGUACCGGAUUAUCUUCCGGACCCGAGAGCUCAUCACCCUGCGGGGCUCCAUCCUCGAGGACGCCACACCCACAGCCACCAAGCAUGGCACUGGGCGGGGCCUGCCCCUGAAGGACGCGCUGGAGUACGUUGUCCCAGAGCUCAACAUCCACUGUCUCCGACUGGCUCUCAACACUCCCAAGGUGACAGAGCAGCUGCUGAAACUCGAUGAGCAAGGGCUGUGCCGCAAGCACAAGGUUGGCAUCCUCUACUGCAAGACGGGCCAGAGCUCCGAGGAGGAGAUGUACAACAACGAGGAGGCCGGCCCCGCCUUUGAGGAGUUCCUCGCCCUUCUGGGCGAGAAGGUCUGUCUGAAGGGCUUCACCAAGUACGCCGCCCAGCUGGAUGUCAAAACUGAUUCCACGGGGACCCACUCCCUCUACACGACGUACCAGGACUAUGAGAUCAUGUUCCAUGUCUCCACCCUGCUCCCGUACACCCCCAACAACAGACAGCAGCUACUGAGGAAGAGGCACAUAGGGAACGACAUCGUGACGAUCAUCUUCCAGGAGCCCGGAGCACUGCCCUUUACCCCCAAGAACAUCCGCUCACACUUUCAGCACGUCUUCAUCAUCGUCCGAGUCCACAACCCCUGCACUGAAAAUGUCUGCUACAGCAUGGCUGUGACCCGAUCCAAAGAUGCUCCUCCUUUCGGCCCCCCCAUCCCCAGUGGAACCACAUUCCGCAAAUCUGACGUUUUCAGAGACUUCUUGCUGGCCAAGGUGAUCAACGCUGAGAAUGCUGCACACAAAUCUGACAAGUUCCAUACCAUGGCCACCAGGACCCGCCAGGAGUACCUCAAGGACCUGGCAGAAAACUGUGUCUCCAACACCCCCAUCGACUCUUCGGGCAAGUUCAACCUCAUCUCCCUGACCUCCAAGAAGAAGGAGAAGACAAAGGCUCGGGUGGGCGCGGAGCAGCACAGUGCUGGGGCCAUCGCCUGGCGGGUGGCAGCUCAGGACUAUGCCCGGGGGGUAGAAAUCGAGUGCAUUUUGGGAAUCUCCAAUGAAUUUGUGGUGCUCCUGGACCUGCGCACCAAGGAGGUGGUGUUCAACUGCGCCUGCGGGGAUGUCAUUGGCUGGACCCCAGAUGCCUCAACGCUGAAGAUCUUCUACGGCCAAGGGGACCACGUCUUCCUCCAGGCUGCAGAGGGCUCUGCAGAGCACAUAAGGGAAAUUGUCCAGAGGCUGAAGGUGAUGACCAACGGCUGGGAGACAGUGGACAUGACCCUCCGGCGGAAUGGACUUGGGCAGCUGGGCUUCCACGUGAAGUACGAUGGGACGGUGGCUGAGGUGGAGGACUAUGGGUUUGCCUGGCAGGCUGGCCUCCGGCAAGGCAGCCGGCUGGUGGAGAUCUGCAAGGUGGCCGUGGUCACUCUGACCCAUGAUCAGAUGAUUGACCUGCUGCGCACCUCUGUCACUGUGAAGGUGGUCAUCAUUCCACCUUUCGACGAUGGCACACCCCGAAGGGGGUGGCCAGAGACCUAUGACAUGAAUACCUCGGAGCCCAAAACCGAGCCAGAAAGCACCACUCCCGGGGGCCGGCCCCCCUACCGCAGCAACGCACCCUGGCAGUGGAGUGGGCCUGCGUCCCACAACUCCCUGCCAGCUUCCAAGUGGAACACCCCAGCAAACCCUGGCCAUGCCCAGUCCCUGAGCCGGCCCCCGAAGCAGACCCCCAUGGUCCCCUUCCGGGAGUCCCAGCCACUGCACAGCAAGAGGCCUGUUAGCUUCCCAGAAACCCCUUUCACAGCAUCACCAGCAGGGGCCGACAGAGUCCCUCCCUACCGACAGCCUUCUGGGAGCUUCUCCACCCCAGGCUCAGCCACCUACACCAGAUACAAGCCAUCCCCAGAAAGGUAUGCAGCUGCCCCACAUCCACUGCUGUCUUUUGAUCCGCACUUCAGCCAUGAUGGGAUGUCCAGCGGUGACUCCUCCUCAGGCGGCCUGACCAGCCAGGAGAGCACCAUGGAGCGGCAGAAGCCAGAACCUUUGUGGCAUGUGCCUGCCCAGGCCCGACUCUCAGCCAUGGCGGGAAGCAGUGGGAGCAAGCACGCCUCCAGGCAGGAUGCAGCAGGCAAAGACUCCCCCAAUAGACAUUCCAAAGGCGAGCCUCAGUACUCGAGCCAUUCCAGCAGCAAUACUCUGUCCAGCAAUGCAUCCAGCAGCCACAGUGAUGACCGCUGGUUUGACCCUCUGGACCCCCUGGAGCCCGAGCAAGACCCCCUCUCCAAGGGUGGCUCCAGUGACAGUGGCAUCGACACUACACUCUACACCUCCAGUCCCAGCUGCAUGUCCCUGGCCAAAACACCACGGCCCACGAAGCCACACAAGCCCCCUGGAAGUAUGGGUCUGUGUGGUGGGGGUCGCGAGGCCACUGGGAGGUCCCACCACACAGACAGACGGCGCGAGAUCUCUCCAACCCCUGCAGUUACUGGCAAGGGCUACCGGCCAAAGCUGUACUCCUCAGGUGCCAGCACCCCCACAGGCCUGGCUGGGGGCAGCCGUGACCCACCAAGGCAGCCCAGUGACAUGGGCUCCAGGGCUGGCUACCCUGCUCAGGUUUACAAAACCACCAGUGCAGAGACUCCUCGGGCCUCUCAGCUGGCCCAGUCCAGCCCCUUCCAGCUCUCCACCUCUGUCCCCAAGUCCUUCUUCUCCAAGCAGCCUGUGCGCAAUAAGCACCCAACGGGGUGGAAGAGAACAGACGAGCCCCCACAGCGGCCGCUCCCCUUUGCUGACCCCAAGAAGCAGGUGGACACCAACACGAAAAACGUCUUUGGGCAGCCACGGUUGAGGGCAUCCCUGCGAGACCUCCGGUCCCCACGGAAGAACUACAAGUCCACCAUCGAGGAUGACCUGAAGAAACUCAUCAUCAUGGACAAUCUGGGACCGGAGCAAGAGAGGGACACAGGGCAGUCCCCCCAGAAGAGCCUGCAGCGGACACUGUCAGACGAGAGCCUGUGCAGUGGACGCCGAGAGCCCAGUUUUGCCAGCCCUGCCAGCCUAGAGCCAGGCCUGCCCAGCGACGUCCUCUUUACCAGCACCUGCUCCUUCCCCUCCAGCACACUGCCUGCCCGCCGCCAGCACCAGCACGCCCACCCGCACAGUGGAGGGGGCCCCAGCACCAUCCCAGAGAAGAAACCCACCAUCUCCACCUCGGAGCUGUCACUGGCCGACGGACGGGAGCGGCCCCUGCGGUGCCUCGACCCCGGGAUGAUACCACUGCCUGACACAGCUGCUGGCCUGGAGUGGUCCAGCCUGGUAAACGCAGCCAAGGCAUACGAAGUACAAAGAGCCGUCUCGCUCUUCUCUCUAAACGACCCAGCCCUGAGCCCAGACGUCCCACCUGCCCACAGUCCUGUGCACAGCCACUUGAGCCUGGAGCGGGGGCCCCCGACCCCCAGGACCACCCCUACCAUGAGUGAGGAGCCACCCCUGGAUCUGACGGGCAAGGUAUACCAACUGGAAGUGAUGCUGAAACAGCUGCACACAGACCUCCAGAAGGAGAAGCAGGACAAGGUGGUGCUGCAGUCCGAAGUGGCCAGCCUACGGCAGAACAACCAGCGGCUGCAAGAGGAGUCCCAGGCCGCCAGCGAGCAGCUGCGCAAGUUCGCUGAGCUCUUCAGCAGGGAGAAGAAGGAGCUCUGAGGCCGGCAGGGCAGCCCUGCACCACCACAGCCGCCCUCCGCUGCAGCGCAGGCUCCUGAUUCCUCUCUCCCUUGGGCCAGGACCCUGGCACCCACCGCUCCACGGCCUUCUGUGGGAAUUUGAAGCCCCAGCUGGCAGAAGCCAACUCUGCUCCUGUCUCGGGGCCCAUGAGCUGCCCUUGGGCCACUGAACCUCUUCCUGGACUCAGCACCCAGCAACUGGAGCUGUGGGAAACUGGGAGGGCCAAGGGGAGCCCACUGCAUGAAAUACACUGGGCAACCAGAAAAGAACCCUUUCUUCCCCCAUGUUCCAGAAAGGUGACAGACUAGAGCUCCUCGGUCCUCAGCGUGCUAGCUCCAAACAGCAUGGACAGUGUCACCCCCACACAUACACAAAGCAGCCAGGAGCACUUUCGUAGGGUUUAAAUUAUUUUCUUGGGGUCGCAGGAUGAGAGGAGACCCCAGCAUCCAGAGUCCACUUUGAGAGAAGGUUUCUCCCAGAGUUUGAGAGAAACUAUUUGUACAAUCAGGACUGUUUGUACAAUCUUUUUCUAUCAGCACCUCUCCCGUCAGAGGCCACGACACCUGGGCUUGGGCCACAGGCCCUCCAUCUUCUAGCUACUGACCUGGCUGGUCCUCCCACCCUCUCUCCCCAACCCUGACCACCUCCAGGCUCUGAAGGUGCCCAAGGAACCCCGGCCAGGGCUGGGGAAAAGCAGCCUGGGCUCCUGUCUGCUUUCAUUUUCCUUUGCAAGUCUCCCCCGCAAGACGCGGUGGCCACCCAGACACUCACUGUGCUCCCUGGGAAGCACACACGGUGCGACCCACCCCCAGAGACACUGCUUCUCUAAAGGCAAUAAGGGCAGCUCAGUGUGGUACUACGCUGUUCACCCAGGAAACAUGAGUUCCUUUUUUCCUUCUUUAAAGACAAACAAAAAAAUCUCUCUAUAUAUAUAUAUUUAUUUUUUCAUGUAGAGUUGUGCCAGAACAAGUCUGGAUGGCCACAGUCUGUGGACUUCCCCCAACCUUAAGCUGAGGAUCGAGGUGUGUGUCCUGUGGGGGGGGGCAGUGGGAGGACCCAGAGGGACACAGUUAAGGUGGGUGGCAGGCUUUCCUUUCUGGAAAGACCAGGCAGGGAGGAGUUGCAGUGUGGGUUGGCUCAGAGCCAGACAGGCAGCCUGGACCCCCUCCUCUGUAGACCUGACUUUCUCUUUGGGUCCAGGAGCCUGAGGGGGGAAGGGGCUCUGGGUCAGUAUGCCAGGCUGCAGGCAGGGUUAAAGAAGAGGGUACCCAUCCUCUCCCCAUGAUCUGCCUCUGGCCAGGCAGGCCCUGCCAUCGCCAGCCCUGGUGGGAGACCAGGCCGUCCUCAGUCCUGGUCAACUACUGUGAUGGUCUCCCCCACCCUGUUCUGAAGGGUUCUCCACUCUCCCGCUCACACCCCUUUCCUCAGACCUAACCUGGAGCCUUUUUCUUUCUUUUUUUAUUUUUCUUUUCAAAGUGUCUCUUCUCAUAUCUUCAGAUCAUUCGAAUCAUUUUGGGGACCUAACCAUGUACAUUGACAAGCGUAAAUUAUGAGU